Molecule: messenger RNA, 1272 nt
Organism: Ziziphus jujuba (common jujube)
Lineage: Eukaryota; Viridiplantae; Streptophyta; Magnoliopsida; Rosales; Rhamnaceae
Product: LOB domain-containing protein 29
Exons: 2
Coding region: 97-801 (234 amino acids)
Biological process (GO): hormone-mediated signaling pathway; positive regulation of DNA-templated transcription
Cellular component (GO): nucleus
Source: RefSeq, a predicted model, not a curated record
CCUCUAGUACUACUACCCAGAAAUCAUUUCGACAUUAGUCAAAAAAAAUAAUAAUAAGAAGAAGAAGAUAAAAAUAAAAAUAAAAGGCUUUGGCCUAUGACAGGAUUUGGCUCUUCAUGUGGCGCAUGCAAGUUCCUAAGGAGAAAAUGCACCACUCAAUGUGUCUUUGCUCCUUAUUUCUGCUAUGAUGAGGCUGCAAACCAUUUUGCAGCAGUCCACAAGGUGUUUGGUGCUAGCAAUGUCUCCAAGCUUCUUCUACACCUACCGAUUCAUUACCGAAGCGAAGCUGCUACAACUAUAUCCUAUGAAGCACUUGCUAGGAUGACAGAUCCUAUAUAUGGUUGUGUUGCUCAUAUCUUUGCACUUCAACAGCAGGUUGCCUACUUACAGGAGGAGAUUGAAAUUCUCGGUAACCAAAUGGCUAAUUUCACUCCUUUUAAUGGUGUUACUGAUAGCUGUGGAAGUUCUGCUGCAAAUCAUAAUGAUAACCCAAUAUAUGCAGGAUCUCACCUCUUACAUCAUGAUUAUGCGAUUAACACACAGUAUCAUCAGAACCAACAGGCACUUGUUCAUUCCCAUGCAGAAAACAAUGAAGUUGCUAAUUAUGAUCAUCAAGCUCUUGAUCAUGCUCAGAUGGAUAUACAAGUUCCUCUAUGUGGAUUAAUGGAAGAACAGGACAUGCUUUGUGGUGGUCAUUCUGGUACUCCGGAUAAUUUAGAGAAACUUUUCGAGCUCGAGACAGAACCAGGCAAUUUGGGAAAUUAUCCAUGGUCGUUAGACGACAACACCUCUUUGUUGUAAAACUGUAACUCGUAUGGAAUGCUGAAUUGAAUUGGAUUGUACUACUAUUUUGAAUUUCAUCCCAAAAAAAAAAAAAAAAAUUUAAAAUUUUCUAAUUUAAUUCAGUACAAUCCAGCGUCCCAAACGGACCUAAGUCCAAGCUCGGAUUAAUGAUUAAUUUUUGAAAUAAGGAACAGCUUGGUCAAAUAUGUGAAUUCCUUGGGAUGCACAAGGGAACAAAUUUUGCUUGUCUUGGGUUCUAUUUUUUUCUUUUUUCUUUUUAUUUUUUAUUUUUUUGGCAUAUUUGUAUGUCGGAAUGGCCAAAAUACUGAUCCAAGGCAUAGGGCCUAAUAUCUGUGAGUUUCACAGUGUCAAUAGAGCCUUCUUUCUGUUUUAAAUAGGAAUUCCUGGAGUCCUCUCCUUGUAAAUGAUCUUUGUUUUUUUCUUCCUUUCUUUCUUCUUUUCCUCAAUUUUUUUCCGUUUUCCCUUUUU